AGACCCAGCAGCCCCCACCACCCCUGAACAACAUGGCCGACAAGGACAAGACCUGCAGCCCUGGCUGGGGUGAACAGUACGGAGGUCCCCAGAAGAUGGAGUCAGGAACGUGGUGUGAGCCGUCAGGCCCCCCUGUCUCUGUGGACAACGGGACAUCGGCCUGGGGGAAACCCAUGGACACCAGCUCCACCUGGGAGGAGCUGGGACACAGAGGGGACAGAGACAGAGGGGACAACUCUGGGACGGGAGGCUGGGAAGGACCUGGACCACAGAACCACCACAAACCUGGUCCCAAGCCCAUGCACCAGCAGGAGAGUAAUACCUGGUGUGGUGAGGAGGUGUCGUGCCAGUCCAGUUGGGAACCAGAGGAGGAGGUGGAGAUCGGGAUGUGGAGCAACGCCCCAAGUCACCGAGACCGGGAGAGAGACGGUCACAGAGAGAACCACAGAGACCGGGAGAGAGACGGCCACGGUCAGGACAACAGGAACAAUGGGCCCCAGCAACACAGCUGGAACUACAUGAAGAAAAUCCCUCCUAAGAUGAACAAAUCAGUGAACAAGCAGGAGGAUGCCUGGAUGACCCAGUUUGUUAAACAGUUCAACAACAUGAACUACGUUAGGGACUCUCCUGAAGACUUGUCGAAGAGCAAUAAGAUGGAGAUGGGAGGAGGGAUGAUGUCAGACAAGCGUAUGGAUGUGAACAUGGGAGAGUACAGUGGAGUGAUGGGGAAAAACCCUGCCUCCAGGCACCAGAUUCACAAAGAGCCUUCCAUGGAGAGAAGCCCUUACUACGACAAGCUCUCCCUGCCGCUCUCUGCUUACGAUAGAUCCGCCUCGGAGGAGCUCUCCUCCAAUCACGGCAUGAGCUUUUCCCCCUCCCACUCUGCUCAGCCUAUCCCCUCUCUCUGCUCAGGGCAGGCUCCCACCCCCUCUGUCUCUGAGGCUGGUAGGCAGAAUGUAAAUUCCAUGUACGGCAGCAGUGUAGCCCCGUCUCAUAACGCUCCCCAGCCCCUCAACUCAGCCCAGAACAAUCUCCGUAACCAAGUGCCUCCACCCGUCCUGUCCUCUCAGGUCCCUCCCUCUCUACUGAAGUACCCUCCCAGUGCAGGAGGUCUGAACCUGUUUGGUCCACAGCAGGUCGCUGUUCUCAACCAGCUGUCUCAGCUCAACCAGCUGUCUCAACUCAACCAGCUUAACCAGUUACAGCGUCUCCUCCUCCAGUCGCAGCAGCAGCAGAGGACCAUGCCUGGUGGACAGCAGCAGAAUCACAGACCCAUCCCUGGUGGACACCAGCAGCAACAGGGCCGUCCUAUUGGUUCGUCCCAGUCGAUGAUGCAGCCUCCGCAUCACCUUGACCCCUCCCUCCUGAAGCAGAACCCCGCCCACCAGCCCCAUAAGUCCUACAUGGACAACUACAUGCCCCAGAAUGCAUCUGAGCUGCAGAAGGAGCCCAACUCCAUGGGCUCUUUUACCAACUUCCCUUUAGGCUUGACCUCUAACCUGAAUGUAGGCCUGGACAUGGGGUCUGGUGUGGGCUGUAAGGAGCCUCAGUCUCGUCUGAAGAAAUGGACGGCCAUGGACGUUAACUCGCCUCUGGAGCGAAAACCUGGUGCCAUGUCGUCUGGGCUGCGUCUGGAAGAUUCUCCCUUCGGUCCGUACGACUUCCUGUCUGCUGGCUCCGCCCCCCUCAACUCUCCCGGCCAAUCAAUGGGCUCGGUGGGCGACAGCUGGCCCCCUCGUGCCAAAUCCCCCCAUGGAAACACAAACGUUACCUGGCCCCCAGAGUUCCGGCCCGGGGAGCCAUGGAAAGGUUACCCCAACAUCGACCCUGAGACUGACCCUUUCGUGACCCCUGGUAGUGUCAUCAACAACCUCUCCAUCAAUACCGUCCGCCACGCAGACCCCCUCAGAGACCUGCCAGGACCAUCCUCAUCUCUGAACACCACGAUGCCUUCUAACAGUGCCUGGUCAUCUAGUCGUGCCUCCAGCCACAGUGGUUCACUCACCAGUACGACCCAAAGCAUUACAGCCAGGUCCGGUGAGUCUAAAUGGUCCCCAGGAGGGUGUAACUCGUCUCUGGCCCAUGAGCUGUGGAAGGUCCCUCUGCCUCCUAAAGGUCUUUCAGCUCCUUCCCGCCCUCCUCCCGGUCUCACCAGCCACCCACAGAAACCCCUUCCAUCCUGGGGGGAAGCUCCUCUACGCUUGGGGGGCUGGGGGUCCUCUGACUCCAGAUACACACCUGGUUGUAGUUGGAGUGACGGUAGCAGCAGCUCAGGGAGAACCAACUGGCUCGUUCUCAAGAAUCUCACAACUCAGAUGGAUGGUUCUACUCUGAGGACUCUCUGUAUGCAGCACGGUCCUCUGAUUACAUUCCACCUCAACCUGCCGCACGGCAAUGCUGUGGUAUGUUACAGCUCCAAGGACGAGGCAGCCAAGGCACAGAAGAGUCUGCACAUGUGCGUACUAGGGAACACUACCAUCCUGGCUGAGUUUGCCAGUGAGGAGGAAAUCAACCGUUUCUUUGCACAAGGUCAGUCAUUGGCCGCUGCCUCCCCGGGCUGGCAGGCCAUUGGCUCCUCUCAGAGCCGAAUGGGCGGAGCCUUGGAGGGUUCCCACCCCUUCCCCAGCCGCGCCCCGGAGCCCAGUCAGUGGAACGUCAGCGACCUCCACAGCUCCUCCCUUUGGGGCGGGUUGAACUAUUCCACUAGCCUAUGGGGCGCCAGCGAGGGCGGGAGGAUCAACAGCCCUUCUCCAAUCAGCUCCUUCCUCCCCGUGGAUCACCUGACAGGGGGCGGGGACUCCAUGUAAAAGCCCGCCUCAGUCGAGCGUCAGUCAAACGCUGGACAGCGUGACGACAGACGGAAUAGUCUAGAAUCGUUACCGCCACAGUCUCAAACACAAAGACAAAAAAAAGACUCGGUAAAUAAUACAAUGUAACUAGUUGGUCUCCUUCUCACUUACAAAUAUACAGGAGGGGGGGUCACCCU
Salmo salar (Atlantic salmon) is the source of this 2986-nucleotide messenger RNA. The record is from RefSeq and is a predicted model, not a curated record. NCBI's taxonomy places the organism in Eukaryota, Metazoa, Chordata, Actinopteri, Salmoniformes, Salmonidae.